Molecule: messenger RNA, 858 nt
Organism: Fraxinus pennsylvanica
Lineage: Eukaryota; Viridiplantae; Streptophyta; Magnoliopsida; Lamiales; Oleaceae
Source: the annotation of a GenBank genome assembly
AUGUGGGAGUGGAGGGAUUGGGGGUGCACAAGGGGAGAUAAAAUUGUUAUUUUAAAAGUCCCAUCAACUGCAGAGUCCGAUUAUUCCACCUUGAUCAUAACAAGAAGAAGAAAUCUUCUCGUUUUCUGGAAUGAAGGUGGUGGAAAUUUGGAAUUAAUAUCCCGAUUUGCAAUACAAGUUGGUGAUACCUGCCAAAUAUCUCCUUAUUAUUUAUUGCACUGGCUGAUUAAAAUGACUGAAAAUCCAAAGUUGGUGGAUUCGGGUUCUGAUGAUAAUCUGAGCUCAAAUUGUGAAUUUGAAGAAAAGGGUAAUCAAAAAGUUUUGUUUUGUGAUCAUGUAAAAGGAUUAGAACAGCAAGGGAUUAAAUCUGAUAGCUUUGUAAUUGACAUGGAACGCUUUGAGAAAGACAUCAAUACAAAGUCAAGAAUUACAUUGCAGAGAAACCUUUCGAGAAAAGGAUCUCUUAGAGUUGGCGAGAAGAAAAUUAACCAAAGUACAAGCAACGAUAUUAGAAAAGCUAGCAUGGUUGCAACUGCACCGCGAGGCGAGGCUUUGCAUGGGGGUAGCAGGCUUGAAAUGCCAGUCCUACAGACUUUGGGAGCCGUCGAUCAAGCCAUCAACUUGCCAGUCCAUAAUCAAAUCACAGUCAUGAAUGGCACGGUGGGAAACACGGCUAUUGAAAGAAAAUACGGUGGCAAGAGGUUUAGUUUCCGGCGGUCUUCCUCGUCUUCGUGGGCUAUUGAUCCUAGAAGGAUACUUAUCUUCUUUGCAACCCUGUCGAGCAUGGGAACUAUACUACUAAUCUAUCUGACAUUAUCCAUGAGAAAGCUCAAUGAGGAAGAGAGUGAUCUCAAUUGA